This is a messenger RNA of Pieris macdunnoughi, 282 nucleotides long. The record is from the annotation of a GenBank genome assembly. NCBI's taxonomy places the organism in Eukaryota, Metazoa, Arthropoda, Insecta, Lepidoptera, Pieridae.
AUGCGCGCCUGCCGUUCGCUGUCGCCUUUUCACGCGGCUCUAUUUAUAUCGACGGCUCACCCUCCGCGUCGCUUUGCACUCACGCAAGCGCAUUGUGCACCUGAAACGCAGAAAGUGAAAAUCGCACAUCACGGUCACGUUAGGGGCAGGGCGCAGUAUUGCAUUAGUGUAGUGGUUGCGCUAAUUAGUGGCUCGCGGGUCGAAACGGUCGCGCCAUCAGCGGCUCACGAGAAUGGCCGAUGCCUCAUCGGCAGCGGUCUCCAUCACUGCGCUAAACCUUGA